Molecule: messenger RNA, 2429 nt
Organism: Ectocarpus sp. CCAP 1310/34
Lineage: Eukaryota; Phaeophyceae; Ectocarpales; Ectocarpaceae
Source: the annotation of a GenBank genome assembly
GCGAUUGAUGAUUGCACGGGAUUGUGCCGUGCGGACCCCAGGCUCCUCGUGCUGCCGGCGAUGAAUGAUUGGACGGGACCGUUCCGUCCUUGACUACACCAUCCAGAUGCACCGCCUCUUGCCCCUGAUAGCUUCAGCGUACGGGUUCCAUUUCGCCGGCGUGGAUCUGAAACUACGCCUUCGGAGACUGGAGAGAGAGCACGUCCACGGCCUUCCCCCGCUGGCGGGGGAGAAGGGGGCGGGCGACACGCUCAAGCAGUUCCACGCUACCAGCUCCUGCCUGAAGGGCUUGUGCUCCGGGCUUACCGCCGCCGGCAUCGAGGACUGCCGCAAGGCCUGUGGGGGGCACGGGUACCUGCAGAGCUCCGGCCUGCCCGAGCUCCUGGGGACCUACCUGCAGUCGUGCACCGUGGAGGGGGAGAACCACAUGCUGACGCAGCAGGUGGUGCGCGUUUUGCUCCAAGAGCUAGCCGCCGCUCGACAAUCUGGAGCAGUCGGUAACGACUGCGUCUACAUGUCGCGCCUUGUUCGCGGAGAGGGGAAGGGGCGUCGGCGUUGCCCGGUGAGGUCUCCCAAAGGCUUCCGCGAUUCCGUGGUACUGGAAGCGGCGCUAGAGCACCGCGCGUUCCGGCUGCUGGUGCGGGUGGAGGGCCGCCUUCGCAUGGAAAGGGAGGCGGGGAGUUCGCCCGCGGAGGCUUGGAACCUCGCACUCAUCGAGAUUUAUCGCGCGAGUCACGCCCACGCCUACCUGCUGGUGUUCAAGGCCUUCAAGGCGGUAGUGGAUGCGGCUGGAGAUUCCGCCAGCGAUGACACACCGGUGCACCACGAAUAUCAACCUCAGCACGCCCUCGAUGGCCACACCUCCUACGCUCUGGAGCUCCUGCUGCUCCUGCUAGGCCUGUACUGGCUGCAGAACGACAUGGGAGACUUUGUCGAGGACGGUUUCCUUGACGGCGAUCAGGCGGGAUGGGUGCGGGACCAGGUGGUGGAAGUGCUCCAUCUUCUUCGGCCCAUGGCGGUAUCGUUGGUGGACGCUUGGGACCUAAGUGACUUCCAGCUCAACAGCGCGCUUGGAAGGUUCGACGGCCGGGCCUACGAAGCGUUGCUCGAAACGACGGAGCGUAACCCGUUGAACGGGCGAGAUCCGGUUCAAGGGUACGAAGAGCACCUCGAACCGGUCAUCCGCGGAGCAAGGGAGGCGAGGCUUGCUGCUGAGGCAGCCACAGGCGCGUCGAGAGACUCCCGGGGCGUUGCGGGCCCUCGCGCUAAGCUCUGAAUGUUCCGUAGCGCUUCGCGUUGAACGCCGCCCGGCUUGCGCUGCGUCAAUUGGCCUCUUUUCUCUCAUGCUCUGAAAAUGAGGCACAAGGAAAAGAUGGGCCAAGUGUGUGACGAUCUUUCCCCGACCCCCGACAGAGACAUAACAUUUUUUCUUUUUUGUGUUUCUUUUUUUCGAUUUCAUCUUUGAUGCGAGGAUUCGGCGGGGGUGUGCGGGUAGUUAGCUUUUUCCUUGUUUGUUCGUCUUGGAAUGGAGCAUACAGAUAUCACCGGUAUCUUGGUCUGUCUACCAAGGCUAUUACCUUGUACUGGAGUUCGUUUAGGAGUACUUUCACCAUGAUCCUCCUUGUUCUCGCUACCAUCAAUCUGAUCCUCAUUUUGGCAAGAAUCUCUGGGCAGUUCUUCCCUAGCCCUACGUUUUUUGUUUUGGAAAAGGUCAUCUGGCUCAAAGCCUUUGCUCUCUUCCACUCCUCCAUAUUUUCCUCCUCCAUCGUCGUCUUCGCCCUCCUUCCUCCCCCUUCCCUUUCCUUCGUCUCCGUCACUCCCAAAAGAAUCACCCUCAUUACUACCGUUGUCGCAGAGAUCCCAACCGAUUGGCCCUGGUGGAAGUUGGUCGAUCAGUUUGUGUGUGUUUUUUUUGCUUCUUAAUCUCACACGACAAAUCCAUCUCAAUAGAAAUAAGUCUAAGUGUCUAAGUGUGGAAAAAGGGGUUUUAUCCUCGACAGACGUUGGGGAGUUUCAACCUUUUAUGAAGGUGGUCUCCACAUUACCUCCCCCUUUUUCGAGGUUUCUUCUUGUUUGCUAGGCAAGAGAAGUGUUCGCCCUUUUUCGAGGCUUCUUGCUUCUUGUUUGCUAGGCAAGAGGAGUCUUCUUGGGGUAACCGGAACCCGACCGCCUGGCGGCGAGUAGAAUCACAUUUUUUUCCAACAAUCUUCUGUGCGUGUGUGCGGGUGCGCGCUUUUUCCGCCACGCAUUGCCAGAAGUUUCGAGUUCGAUAGAUCGUGCAUCGUUUUCUUGGCCCACCCAUCGUUUUUCUUUUUUCCGUACUCCGGAAGAAAAUUAGGUGAGAAGCGGGUUUUGAACCCGUGUCUUUUACAACCAAAAGCAAAUACACCUUACAUCUCUUCGUCGACGCCAUUAUGGAAAAAGGCGUU